Messenger RNA from Cantharellus anzutake, 1973 nucleotides. RefSeq names its product MFS general substrate transporter. Gene Ontology annotation, biological process: transmembrane transport. The record is from RefSeq and is a predicted model, not a curated record. Bases 103 to 1710 code for a protein of 535 amino acids. Gene Ontology annotation, molecular function: transmembrane transporter activity. The transcript is spliced from 13 exons. Gene Ontology annotation, cellular component: membrane. NCBI's taxonomy places the organism in Eukaryota, Fungi, Basidiomycota, Agaricomycetes, Cantharellales, Hydnaceae.
AUCUAUACAUAUGAGCAUCUUCUGGCUCACCACUGUUCACACCUUGCCUCUCUCUACUCCCCCUCCAAGUCGGCAUUGGUGACUUUUCCUGUUCGAUCACAAAUGGCAGACAUAGAGACCAAGCUGGACCCCAUUUCCGAUGAUAACAAGUCAUUGGACCACUCUUCUUCCUCUAUCGCAAAUGCCGACGUCGUCAGCUAUGGGCAGGGUGUAGAUGUCGCUGUGGACUUGGUAGCUGGUGAACAUGCGAAUGACGCUCCAGUUCCACCAGAUGUAGCAAGUCGCAUUCGGAGGAAGCUUGACUGGCAUCUUCUACCCUUGCUCUUCCUGCUCUACACUUGCCAGGGUAUGGAUAAGGGUGCUCUAGGUGCAACGGCCAUCCUGGGCAUUAAGAAGAGUGCCCAUUUGAGUGGCGCACAGUUCAACAACUUGGGUUCAGCGUUCUACAUUGGCUUCAUCGUCUUCGAGUAUGGCCAUUCUUUGGCCCUUCAGAGGUUUCCCGUCGCAAAAUGGCUCACUUUCAACAUAUUCUUAUGGGCACUCUUCAUUGGAUGUCAUGCUGCGGCUAAGAGCUAUGGUUCCCUUUUUGCGCUUCGAUUCCUCCUUGGUGCCACCGAAGGCGCCGUUACCCUUUCUGUCAUGAUUGUUUGCAACAUGUUUUAUAACCGCACCGAGAUCGGAGAACGCAUAGGCUGGACGUUUCAAUGCAACGGCCUCGCUUUGAUCUUUUCCUCCGUGUUCUCCUUCGCUGUUUACCAUGCCAACCCGAAGGCUUCGCCUAAUCAGUGGCAGUGGCUUAUGAUCGUGAAUUCCAUUAUCUCCUUUAUUGUUUUUCUCCUCUUUUUGCGCUUCUUCCCCAAUAAUCCCUCAUCGGCAUGGUUUCUUACUCCAGAGGAGCGUGUCAUUGCAGUGAAACGUAUCCAGGAAAACCGGAACGGUAUUGAAACCAAGAAAUUCAAGAAGCAUCAGUUCAUCGAAGCUCUACGCGAUCCCAAGACGUGGCUCUUCUUCCUGUUUGCGGCCAUUUCCAACCUUCAGAAUGGAAUUGGUAUUCAGUAUGGUAUCAUCAUACUAUCCUUCGGCUUCAAGGUUUGGAAAGUGACCUUGCUUUCCAUUCCACUCGGCGCUGUGCAAAUCGUUGGUAUAACAGUGGGAGGGUUGUUCCUCCGUCGCUUUCCCAAUUCACGAGCAUGGAUCGGCAUGGGUGCCUUCGUGGCACCCAUGGUCGGCGCUAUUCUGCUUGUCACCCUGCCGUUGCAUAAUAAGCACGGACUUCUGGCCGCUUACUAUGUCCUAAAUUUGAGUGGUGCUUCUGGCUUCGUUAUGGUCUUAUCCUGGGUUACUUCCACAUCUGCUGGCCAUACAAAGAAGCUCACAACGAAUGGUAUUUUCAUGAUUGGUUAUGCUCUUGGUCAAAUUCUUUCCACCCAGUUCUGGAAGGAUAGUUAUAAACCACGGAACUAUGUCCCGUGGGGAAUCACGAUGGGUUCUUACGCCGGAAAUUGGGUCCUUUUGCUUACGCUCAGGUGGUACCUUCAGAGGGAGAACAAGCGGAGGGAUCAACUUCAAGCUGGGUUGGCCAAUGAGGACGACAUGUUUGGAUAUGUCGAGCGGGCGGACGAGAAGGGUCAGGUCGUUAGGCAGAAAGUUGAAAAGGCUUUGCUCGAUUUGACCGAUCGAGAGAACUUGUCUUUCCGUUACGUUCUGUGAGCCCCCCCCCUCGUUAUGCGUGUUCGUCCGCUUUUCCGCGGCAUCCUUUUUUAGUAUAAUUCUUCACGCUCUUCUUUCUCAUUGCCGCACCUCCGGUUUUGGGAAAUGUCCUUCACGUUUGCGACAACGCGCUACCGUCCAUUUCCUUGCCACUGCAAAUUUUUCGUGUAUAUACGCAACUACUAUAUCCUGCAACUCGACAGUCAAGAAAAAGCACCACGUAGGUCCCUACCCAUGACCAUGUCGUGAUUUUCCCCUCAACU